Messenger RNA from Salvelinus sp. IW2-2015, 3299 nucleotides. The record is from RefSeq and is a predicted model, not a curated record. Lineage: Eukaryota; Metazoa; Chordata; Actinopteri; Salmoniformes; Salmonidae.
CAUCAAGAAUAACAACAUUGUUUUUAGCCCUUCUUAUCUCCUCUCUCCCAAAUAUCCUGUUUCUUCGAGUUGCGGUGGCCAGAACCAAUAGAAACCUCUUCCUGCUAUUGGCUGACUUCACUUCCCAACGUUAGCACAAUCUCAUCCGCUCCAAACACCGCUUAGUGGAACCUCAACUAGCUUGCUGACCAGAAAAAAAUUAUAUUCAAAUUUAUACCAGUGUGUUUUACCAGGACUGAGAGGUCCUGAACAAAUAUGGCCAGCACCAUUAAGGAAGCAUUGUCGGUGGUGAGUGAGGACCAGUCGCUGUUCGAGUGCUCCUACGGAACGCCCCACCACGCCAAGGCUGAGAUGGCGGCCGCGGCGGCGGCCAGCGAGUACUGCCAGACGGCCAAGAUGAGCCCCAGGGUGCACCAGCAGGACUGGCUGUCCCAGCCGCCCGCCCGCGUCACCAUCAAGAUGGAGUGCAACAGUGGACAGGUCAACGGCAACAGAAACUCUCCUGACGAAUGCAGCGUGGGGAAGAACGGGAAGCUGUCCAGUGGAGGAGAGGGCAGCACCCCUGUCACUUACAGCAGUUACCUGGAGGACAAGCACAUCGCUCCCCCCAACAUGACCACCAAUGAGCGCCGUGUCAUUGUUCCCGCAGAUCCCACACUCUGGUCCACGGAGCAUGUACGCCAGUGGCUGGAGUGGGCAGUUAAGGAGUAUGGCUUGCUGGACGUGGACGUGGCUCUCUUCCACAACAUGGACGGCAAGGACCUGUGCAAGAUGAGCAAGGAGGACUUCCAGAGGCUCACGCUCAGCUACAACGCAGACAUCCUGCUCUCCCACCUGCACUACCUCAGAGAGACUCCACUUCCUCACUUGACUUCCGAUGAUGUUGACAAAGCCUUACAAACCCCGCGGUUAAUGCAUGCUCGCAACACAGGAAGGAGACCCCUAGGUGCAAGUUUUAUUUUCCCCAACACUACCGUUUAUCCCACUGACAACUCCCCCAGAGUCUCCGCUAGGCCAGACCUGGCAUAUGAAGCAGCCAGAAGAUCUGGAUGGCCUACACAAGCUGUAUCUCCACCAAAGGUAAGGACCUCCCCAGUCAUUGUCACCAAAACAGGAGAGCAGAGGCCCUUCUUAGAUCCUUACCAGAUUGGGCCCACGAGCAGCAGGUCAAACCCAGGCUCGGGACAGAUACAGRUGUGGCAGUUCCUGCUGGAGCUCCUGUCAGACAGCYCCAACUCCGGCUGCAUCACRUGGGAGGGCACRAAUGGRGAGUUCAAGAUGACCGACCCUGACGAGGUGGCGAGGCGCUGGGGCGAGAGGAAGAGCAAGCCCAACAUGAACUACGACAAGCUGAGCCGCGCCCUGCGCUACUACUACGACAAGAACAUCAUGACCAAGGUGCACGGCAAGCGCUACGCCUACAAGUUUGACUUCCACGGCAUCGCCCAYGCCCUGCAGCCCCACCCGCCAGAGUCCUCCAUGUACAAGUACCCCUCCGAUCUGUCCUACAUGAGCACCUACCAUGCACACCAGCAGAAGGUCAACUUCGUCACGCCCCACCCUCAAGCGCUACCCGUCACCUCCUCCAGCUUCUUUGCUGCCCCCAACCCCUACUGGAACUCCCCCACCGGAGGUAUCUACCCCAACACCCGGCACCCAGGCGCUCACAUGCCCUCCCACCUGGGCACGUACUAUUAGACCUGCCAAGGGAAGGGCGUCUUGCUACGCUAAAACUGGAGGAAGAAACGGGAAGAAACGGGAAAACACAAAGGGUUUCUGUUUGGAUAGUGUCAGAACCAAACAAAAACAGGGGCAGGAUCAAUAAUGAAGAAAUUUGGUAGAGGUAGGGUAACUGGUGUAAGUCUAGGGCAUGAGCAGGUGAGGGAACUCAAGGUUCUGUAAAGGAUUAAGAGGAGGGCUACAGACAUGUCGCUAUAAGACGAUAUAGGAGGGAAAACUGUAAAUGUAAAAAGGGCAAUAGUGGACGUUACUAUGACCAAGGGCAUUGUGCGACAUGUAGCUUCUGAGAACAGUUAAAGAUACGUCUUUGAGUAGAAUUAAAAGGGAGUUAUCAGUGGAUUAUAUAACAUGAUCAUGUCCUUUUGAUAAAGGUCGCUAAAUAUACCCCAAAAAUACAAUAGCUGCAUGAACAGUUACUUAUUAUAUAUGUUUUUAAACUAUUAAACUACCUUAUUUAAUGAAGUAAACAUAUCAAAGACUGUAAAGAUGAGGCAAGAUAAGUAAGAUGUAAGUGUGGAGAGGGGUGUGGUGUGGCAGAUGAGUGUGUACUUCAGAGGAAGUAGGGAGAAGUACUAAACUUGGCUGUAGUAAACUGUGAAACAAGCACCAGCAGGAAACACCUUGGGUAGAUGUGUGCUAGAUGGUCAUGUCACAUGACCAUGCAUGGACUCACAGACUGUUUGUGACCAAGGGUGGGGCAACAUCAGAGAGGACGGCGGAUCAUGAAAGACACUGAAAUAUGUGAAAAAUUAAGUAUUAUUCCUUUGGAUAUAAACUGCCUUAUGUCUUAUCAGUAUUAUUAUACUACAUAGUAGUGCAUAUGGCAUUAUUGAACGUAAAGGGAAGAUUGUUUUACUUGACUGUUAUUCUUAAAGAGAGUGCCUUGAAAUCAAUUAAUCUGUGUUUUGGAAAUUUUGAAAAACUGGAAUUAAGCACGAUUCGUAAAAUGUUGUGUGUGACCUCAAAUCUUUUUAUAAGGAAGGAGGAGUUUUCUUGACCACAGUGACUUACCACAGAAACUCCCAGUUCAGCUGAAGAGAUUUUACAAAGUUCCAAUUUUGUAUUAUUGUUUUUCUGAGUCGCGAACGCUGUGCGUUUGUUAGAUUGAAGUAUACAAGUCAGUGUUAUAUUUCUUUUUAUAUGAUAAAUGUAUAACUUAUGCAAUAUAUACACUACGAGUUGAUCUCAGCCAGCCAAAGACACAGACAAUGUUUUUAUAAUAGAUAUAGUGACAGAAAUGUCAUUGAAAUAGACUAAAGAAGGCAGUAAACAAUGAAAAAACAGUUGUGGCCUUUGAACUUUAUGCUCUGUAAACAGUUUACAACAUAAACUAUAUAUACUAAUAUAAAACUGAUUGUGUCGGCCAGGCAAGUAAUUUCAGACCUGUUCAGUAUUAUUUUAUGGGAUGCAGGCUUGGGUAGAACACUUAUAAGCUGCCAGCCUUGUAAGCUGAGAAACAGGACUGAGAUACUGAGAUUGUUUACUAAAGGGACCAUAAAAAUGAUAUACUUUGAUAGAUUUUCUACUGUGUCAUUUCUAAUAAAGUAUCUUCAACCAAA